Messenger RNA from Aricia agestis (brown argus), 1123 nucleotides. RefSeq lists its product as uncharacterized. The transcript has a single exon. Lineage: Eukaryota; Metazoa; Arthropoda; Insecta; Lepidoptera; Lycaenidae. The annotation marks the transcript as partial. The record is from RefSeq and is a predicted model, not a curated record.
ACCUAUAUCUUGCAAAUAAUAUUUUGCAUUUAUCGUCACGCCUUUGGACGUUACUUUUUUUUCCCUUUUUCAAUUUUCAUUUUCUUUUCCUUGUCUUUUCUUGCGCUUCAGUCCCUUUUUUUUGCGUUAAGCUUUCAUUAUGUCUGAAGCUAAAUUAAAGGAACUCGUUAAGAGGCGUGGUGGCUAUAAAGCUAAGCUAACUUAUUUUGCCAACUUUGUAAAAUUAUUACCUACUUCUGAUCUUACCCCCUUUCAACUAUCUGAGCUACAGUACCGAGUUAGUGCUAUGGAAACGCUAUAUAAUGAUUUCGAUACGUUACAGACGGAGUUGGAGUUGUUGUCGGAGAACACGAGCGAGGCAUAUGCUGAGCGAGAACAGUUCGAGUUGUUGUAUUACGCGCAGAUGGGCCUCGCGCGAUCACUGCUCGAGCCUCCACGUCCAUCCUCGCCGCCGCUCGUCUCUGCAGCCUCCACUAGCGACAAUCUUCACGGCUCUGGUUGCAAGCACGAUUUUGUGCGCUUACCCAAGAUCGACUUGCCUCACUUCAACGGCGACUAUCAGCACUGGCUCGAGUUCCGAGAUACGUAUAUUUCCCUUAUACAUAAUAAUAGUAGUAUACAGGACAUCAAUAAAUUUCAUUAUUUGCGUGCUACUCUUAAAGGCAGCGCAGCAUUAGUCAUUAAAAGUAUUGAUUUCAAAGCCGAUAAUUACGCUAUAGCUUGGCAAUUAUUAACAGAUAGGUAUAAUAAUGAAAGGCUACUUAUAAACAAUCAUGUUCAAGCCUUAUUCAAUUUUGAAUUAAUACCCAAGGAAUCUAGUGCAUCAUUACGUAACAUGAUUGAUGUAACUAAUAAAAAUUUAAAGGCGCUCGAAACCUUAGGACAGCCUACCUCACAGUGGGAUAUACUGAUCAUUUUUAUUAUGUCCAAAAAAUUGGAUGUAGUCACCCAUCGCGAGUGGGAGGAAUUUAAAAAUAACUUAGACAAAUAUCCAAAUCUAAAAGAUUUUGUAAAAUUUUUGUCUAAUCGAGCAGAUUUAAUCGAAUCAAUAAAUAAUUGUAAUUCAAACACAAAACUUACACAUAAUACAAAUAAAUAUUUACAGGAGACUAAAAAUAAAAAU